AUGAAAGAAGGCAUCAUCCGCCUCCUCGACACGUCCGGCACGACCGUCCUCGACUCGGUCUCGACCGAGUACGAGGACAGCUUCACGCUCGAGACGUUCGGCGACUCGAUCGAGGCGCACUACGAGUGCGAGCCGAAAGGGUCGAAGAGUUUCAUCAUCGCAAGGACCCAGACGUGGGAUGUCAAGCAGCCGGGGAAGGUGUUUUAUUCGUACUACAGCGCAUAUCAACUCAACAAGAUCCUGUUUCAAACGCAAGUGUACCUCGGCAAGAAGCUCAUCCACCGGCUGCACGUGCUCAACCCCUUAACCAACACCGACAUCAUCGGCGACGUGCAGUACUUCAUCAUCCGGCUCAACAAGGAGCAAGGCGCGCAGGCCAGCACGGGGUCGUCGGAGGGGCGGGGCGGGGAUGAGGGUCGAGGGGGGCCGCCGCCGGCGGUGUUGCAAGAGAGCGAGGGUGGUGGGGGUGGGGGGAAGCUCGCGAAAUCCGAGAGCAAGGCGAAUAUGGAGGACCGGGCGGAGAUUGCCGCCACGGUGCCUGUCGAGGAUCUCGAAGCGCCUGCGGCGGGCGACGGGGUCAAUCUCGUCCCCACCAUCGACACGAUAACGCCCAGCAAGCCCGCCAAACGCGGCGGGCGGCCAUCCACCGCGGGCCCGCUGGGUGCGGCGCGACGAAAGAUGUCGUUGGCGAUCAACACCGCCCCGCCCGGCGCGAGUCGGUAUUUGGAUCUGCCGCCGCCGAGCCCGAGCGUGCGGGAGAUCGAGAAGGGGGAGUUACCGAGUUGGACGUUGAGUGGGCCGCUGGUGAAGGAGAUCACGGAGGAGGAGCCGCUCGGGACUGGCCCACUCCGCCGUAAAUUCAGUCUCGCCACCCUCCGUCUCACCAGCCCCUACCCCACCGCGAUCUCCCCACCGCGCGGGCCCAAAUCCGCCUACCCAACCUCCACCAGCUCGCAGCGGGACCCGGAAAACUUCAUCAUCACCGUCCCGCUCACGCCGUCCACAGCGCGCGACGGCAUGAUCCCCGAAGAAAGCGGCGACGAAGAAGGCACGGCAAAGGUGCACAUCGUCACCAAACCGCCCCAGGGAUUCCUGAUGCUCAACACGGGGACCAAGCAGCAGCGCACGCAGGUUCCGUUCGGGACCGCGACGCGGUUCGGGAAGAGUAUUGCCGAUAGGGAGGGUGUGGGUGCCGGCGACGACGUGGUAUCCUCGACCCCGCCCGCGCGGCGCCGCGCGCUGUCGCUGCUGAACUACGGCGCCGAGGCGGACAAGAUGGAGGAGUGGAUGAAGGCGGUCGCGCAGCGGCCACGGACGGCGGGGCCGGGUCGCCGCGCGAGUGGGAAAGACGGGGAUGACGGGGAAGCCACGGUCGACGUCGAGUCCCCCGCCGCCGCCGGCGACACCUACACCGACACCGACACGCCCGCGGCGUCCUCGGCGACAACAGCCACCGCGCUGCUGGUCACGUACGACGCCGUGCUGGUCGCGACCGACACCGACUACCUCGAGACGUCGCGCACGCGCACGCUGUUCCGCACCAACGCCGUCACCCCUGCGGACGUCAAGCUGUUUGAGAUGGAGGAGUACACCGGCCUGUCGUCCCCGCCGCCCGUGGUGAUUAUCGACGACACGUGGUUUUGCGAUUGGUGCUUUCCGAGCGAUCAGAGGUUGAGUGGGAUGACGCCCGUGGUGAGGUGGAUUCAUCGGCUGAAGUUUUGGUUUGUGCUGGCUGGGGUUGCGGCGGGGUUGGGAAUAAUGGUUUAUUAUGUGAGUAAGAGUGAUGCGAAAAUGUGA
Messenger RNA from Fimicolochytrium jonesii, 1797 nucleotides. RefSeq lists its product as uncharacterized. The transcript is spliced from 4 exons. The record is from RefSeq and is a predicted model, not a curated record. NCBI's taxonomy places the organism in Eukaryota, Fungi, Chytridiomycota, Chytridiomycetes, Spizellomycetales, Powellomycetaceae. The coding region runs from base 1 to 1797 and encodes 598 amino acids.